Trypanosoma rangeli is the source of this 612-nucleotide messenger RNA. Its product is annotated as EF-hand protein 5. Bases 1 to 612 code for a protein of 203 amino acids. The transcript has a single exon. The record is from RefSeq and is a predicted model, not a curated record. Gene Ontology annotation, molecular function: calcium ion binding. NCBI's taxonomy places the organism in Eukaryota, Euglenozoa, Kinetoplastea, Trypanosomatida, Trypanosomatidae. Gene Ontology annotation, cellular component: cytoplasm.
AUGGAGACACGUGGUCCGGCGGGGGCGCAUGUAUUUUCUAAGGGCGAGGUAAAAUCACCCACUGGGCGGCGGAAAAAUAACCCGCAGAGCCCUACCACAGGAGCGGCGCAGGAGCAUCGUGUCAUGAACCGUCCGCUUUACCGUGGCCCGGUCUCACACAACGUCAUUUCAGAGCUGGCGGAGGGCUUUCAUCAGUUGGGCGGCGGCCAGAAAAGGCGCAUCAUUCCAGCGAAUCUCAUCCAUGAAACCAUGACGAACGUUGGCAUGCAUCUGACAGCAGAGGAGUUUCAGGAUGUUCUCCGGGUGAUAGGGCAGAGUGAUCCGCAGAAUGCGGGUGAGCUGAACUUCAGUGAUUUUAUUUUGCUGAUGACACGGGAGGUGGACGACACGAUGGGGGAAGAGCUCCGUUCCGCUUUCCACUACUACGACAAGCAGCAAACCGGGUUUGUCACGCGGAAGCAAUUCACAGAGCUCUUUGCCACCUUCGGGGAGCGGUCGCCGCCGGAGGAGUUGGAGGAGCUUCUCUACCUUGCUGAGUCGGAUGAAGUAGAAGAAAAAAUCGACUACAACCGGUUUGUGAGAGAGUUGACCUCCCGUGUAAACAACAUAUAG